Oncorhynchus tshawytscha (Chinook salmon) is the source of this 1134-nucleotide messenger RNA. RefSeq names its product microfibril-associated glycoprotein 4-like. The record is from RefSeq and is a predicted model, not a curated record. Gene Ontology annotation, biological process: elastic fiber assembly. NCBI's taxonomy places the organism in Eukaryota, Metazoa, Chordata, Actinopteri, Salmoniformes, Salmonidae. The coding region runs from base 228 to 974 and encodes 248 amino acids. The transcript is spliced from 6 exons.
CUGAGUGUUGCAACAUGCUCUGGGUUGUCUUUAUAAAAGAGGUGUGGACCAGAGAAAGUACUGAGUGUUGCAACAUGCUCUGGGUUGCCUUUAUAUAAGAGGUGUGCAUCUUAGUGGGGACAAACAGCUCACGAAGACACUGACAUCUGCCACUGAUACAGGACGUCCAUUCAACAUACUAUUCUGAAGUUUCCUUCAAAGGCAAACAGACAUCUAUCACAACAACGAUGACUGCUGUAUCCAUCUACCCUGUGCUGCAGUCCAUCUUGCUGCUGGCUCUACUGGUUCCCGUGAUGGUGCAGUCCUCCCUGCAUCCAGUGGACUGUGAUGAGGUCUAUAGAUCAGGUUCUGGACAAAACGGGGUCUACACCAUCUACCCUGCAGGACCUACCUCACCUGUCCAGGUCUUCUGUGACAUGGGGUUUGAAAGUGCAUAUCUAGGAAAGUGGACGCUGAUUCAGAGCCGACAGGAUGGAUCAGUGAACUUCUACAGGAAGUGGGAUCAGUACAAGAGUGGUUUUGGGAGCGCAGCUGGAGAGUACUGGCUGGGGCUGGAGACAAUGCAUCUCAUGACUAUGAAAGGAACCUAUGAGCUGAGGGUGGACAUGGAGGACUUUGAGGGGAAUAAGGUCUAUGCUCAGUACUCUUCCUUCUCCGUUGGACCAGAGGCUGAAGGAUACCUGCUAACACUGGGCUCAUUCAAAGAUGGAGGAGCAGGAGAUUCUCUGGAUUUUCACAAUGGUCAGAAAUUUACAACGUUAGAUAAAGACCAGGACCUUAACGACGCCAACUGUGCCCAGGUGUACUACGGAGGAUUUUGGCACACCAACUGCCAUGCUACUAACCCCAAUGGGAUAUAUGCAUGGGGCGAGUCUACCUUUGGUAUUGGCAUCAACUGGAAAACAUGGAAAGGCUAUACAUACUCCCUGAAAGCCAUCACCAUGAAGAUCAGGCCAGCCCCAGCCCCUCAAUAAUUUCUAACACAAUUGUAAAAUCUGAUUUUUCAAUAACAAUUAUUGCCAUACAGACAUUUCCAGCACAUGCACAUAUUCCAUUUAUAAGGGAGAGGGGGGGUCUUUUUUUAAAGUAGGGUUUGUGUUUGGGUCUUCAGAGAUUAGAAGGUGCAGCAGGAUA